Molecule: messenger RNA, 711 nt
Organism: Alternaria postmessia
Lineage: Eukaryota; Fungi; Ascomycota; Dothideomycetes; Pleosporales; Pleosporaceae
Exons: 3
Coding region: 1-711 (236 amino acids)
Source: RefSeq, a predicted model, not a curated record
AUGGCUGAAUACGGACCAACUGCCUUACCUCCAGGUGCAAACGAUGGCGGCGACGGCUCGAGCAUGAAGACAGCUACGUGGGUGGUUGGUAGCGACAAGAACGCACGAAGCUUCGUCGUGAAGCAAGGUCCUGCCUUUGUACGCUGCAACCUUACUGACGCUCUCGACUUCAACGAUAUGCAUUACCAUGUCUUCGACCCGCCCACUGGUCGCCGAGUCAAGUUCGUGUGGAAAGGCCCUGGUCGUCCUCAGUUCCAGGCCUUUGCCCACCAGUACUGGGAGAUCCAACAGGAGGAAGAGGAUUCCCUAGCUCGGGGUGACCGCCUACCUGGUGAAGAUCUCAGUGAAGACGCUGAAGAAGAUUAUGAUAUCGCUGGAGAUGCUGUUUUCGACCGUGUCGAACGAACACCAACACAGCUUACCCAUCAAAUCAACUCUGCUUCAUCCCCUCCGAGUUCUUCACGCAACUUCUCUUCAUCCCCUCCUUCUGGUGGUUAUGGUCGAGGCAGUCCUUCGACUCCUCGAGGUCGCGGCCCUGUCAGCCAGCCAGGAUCUGGUCGAGGUUCGAGUGCACGCGGUUCUGGUACUCCUCGAGGUCGUGGCUCAGGUGGCUCGCGACGAGAUCAAGGAUCUCCAAAGUCACCGAUGUCGCCAUCCUUUGACAAGAGCAAGGGUCCAGGCGGUGGCUCUCCUGGAGCUGGAACGGUUUGA